Amphibalanus amphitrite is the source of this 808-nucleotide messenger RNA. RefSeq names its product neurogenic differentiation factor 4-like. The record is from RefSeq and is a predicted model, not a curated record. The transcript is spliced from 5 exons. Gene Ontology annotation, molecular function: protein dimerization activity. Bases 1 to 585 code for a protein of 194 amino acids. Lineage: Eukaryota; Metazoa; Arthropoda; Thecostraca; Balanomorpha; Balanidae.
AUGGCUUUUCCUGGCCGCUCCAGUUCUACGAGAAAGGCUCCGGCCUGCGGUGAGGGGGAGGUGACCAGCACCACCGGUGACGCUGCUCUCGCCAGAGCCCCGAGUCUCGCUGGCACCCCUCGGACCACCUCGCAAAGGACCCAGCGGACCAAAGCCAACGCCCGAGAGCGCAGUCGCAUGCACGGCCUCAAUGCCGCCCUGGAUAAAUUGAGAAGGCACAUCCCCUUCGCUCGCAACACCAGCAAGCUGUCCAAGAUCGAGACCCUGCGGAUGGCGCGCAACUACAUCUUUGUCCUCUCGGAGACCCUGUCCACGGGGGAGCCGUUCGACCCCAUCACUUACGCCAGUGUCAUGUCGCGAGGGCUGAGCCACGCCACCGCCAAUCAGAUCAACGGGUCGCUCAACCUGCGACCCUGCUCGGUCAAGCUGCUGCCGCCGCUGGAGUCGUACCGCGCGUCUGGGUACGAGGUCGCGGAGCCGGCACCCCCUUCCGCUUCAGCGGGGGCGUCGCAGAUGGAGUGUCACGUGAUACCGGAGCUCUGGUCAGACGGCGAUCAGCUGACCGCCUUUUCGGCCGCCUACUGAGGUCCAGCCAGGCGCAACCGACAUAGCCGCUGUUCGACCCUGCAGAUGCGCUUACUCUAUGGGUGCUGUUAUACUUUAAAUAUCAAAAUCAAUAUCCGUAGCAAGUUAGCGUAAACUUCAAGAAAAAAAAACUUUUUGAGCGCUAAGGAGUAAUGAGCGUAGACAACGACAUGCUUAUCAGUGAUGUGAUUAUGGCGUUUUACGGUUUAUGCAAGAGGCUUUU